Apiotrichum porosum is the source of this 879-nucleotide messenger RNA. RefSeq lists its product as uncharacterized. Bases 1 to 879 code for a protein of 292 amino acids. The record is from RefSeq and is a predicted model, not a curated record. Gene Ontology annotation, molecular function: S-adenosylmethionine-dependent methyltransferase activity. The transcript has 3 exons. Lineage: Eukaryota; Fungi; Basidiomycota; Tremellomycetes; Trichosporonales; Trichosporonaceae.
AUGUCUUCUGCAGCCCACGUCCACAGUGUCGCCGUCUCGGGCUUUGGCGAGGGCACCAAUGAUCUCUAUGACCGUGCUCGCCCAUCGUACCCGGCCUCUUCCCUCGACUACAUUUACAAGACCAUUGGCGACAAGCCUGGUCUCACCGUUGUGGAACCAGGAUCGGGGACUGGCAUCUUUAGCCGCCUUCUCCUGGCCCCCGCCACCCCGGAGUACCCGUCGUUCAACCUCAAGACGCUCGUCUCCGUCGAGCCAAGCUCUGGAAUGCGCGGGGCUUGGGAGCGCGGCCUUGCCAAGGUACCCCAAGACGCUCUCGAGGGUGGUGUGGACGCACGCACCGUGGACGGCGGCUUUGACGACCUCACCAAGACUGGUCUCGACAAGGGCUUGGCCGACGCAGUCAUCAUUGCUCAGGCAUGGCACUGGUGUCCCGACCACGAAAAGGCGCUCACUGAGAUUGCGUCCGCACUCAAGCCCGGGGCGCCGCUCGUUCUCAUCUGGAACCUCGAGUCUAACGAGGACGCAUGGAACCACAAGCUCCGCGAGUACUACCAGGCCUACGACCUCGGCACGCCGCAGUACUACCGCGGGCUCUGGAGAGCCAUGUUUGACUCCAAGGCGUACAAGGAGCUCUUCCAGCCGGCCGAGGAGAAGCAAUUCUCCUGGACGAUUGGUAUGACGGAAGACCAGGUCGUGGACCGUCUCUUCUCAAAGUCGUACCUCACCGAAGCUCACCUCAAUGGCGACAAGCGCGUCCAGUUUGAAAAGGACGUUCGCAAGAUUAUCUCGGACGGCCCACACGAAUGGAUUGACGAAAAGAACGGCAUCUUCAAGUACAAGUACAACACGGACGUGGUCGUGAUCCGCAAAGCAGAAUAA